CGACAAGAAUGGACCGAUUCGCCUGAUAACGAGCCGAGUUUUCCGUGGAAAAUGGCCGUGGUGUCGCUGGUCGGCAGCAAAAUUAUCCUGGCCUUUUGUAACUUUCUCCUACUGGUAUGCGGGUUUACGCUAAUGGUAGGAGGUAUGCUGGUGUUUUUCGACCACGAGAGAGUGCUGCUUUCUAAACUUCUAACACCGACUGGGCCGUUUUCAACGCUUCCUCACCCAUUAUUGCAUUACAUUACCAUGGGAGUCGUCUUGCUGGGGAUCAUAUUAACAGCAGCCAGCAUUUUGGGAUGCUGGGCAUCAUGCGUACACAACUACUGCAUACUGAGCUUGUAUUUCUCCAUUGUCUUGUUAGUGCUGGUAGGUGAAUGUGCCAUUUACAUAAUAAUUUGGAUCUGGCCGAAUUGCAUGGGCCUGGGCGUGGAGGAUGGUGAACUGAUGCGAGCCAUACAAAGGAAUUACGGCAUUCGCGAUCAAGAGGAAUUUACAGCGGCCGUGGAUCUCGCGCAAACGGAAUUAAAUUGCUGCGGAGUGGAUUCAGCAAACGAAUACGACACUUCCUACUGGCGCCUGCAGGCCCUGCGCCCUUCGCUGGCAGUACCUUUAACCUGCUGCAAAUUGAGCAACAUUAAUCAGCCCAAAUCUUAUCUGAAUCCGAGCCCUACGAGCCUCCCUCUGUGCCAAGCUUUAGAAAGGAACAGGCACGAAGGAUUCAGACAUACAAUGGGUUGUAAAGAACCGUUGAAGAAAUGGUACCGAGACCACUACAUAGCCUUCCUAGGCGUGGGUCUGGUAGUGGUGUUGAUCGAGUUUUCGGUACUGCUCAGCUCUAUUGUAACUUGUACGAGGAUCUAUCACCACAACAGGGAAACAGAGGAUAAUGAAAGGAACAUCCAGCAGCUGGACGCCGAUAUAGUGUCCUCGAAUCUCGCUCCUAUAACUACCUUCAAGAGAUCCUCGGGCUCGGAGGCCGGAGCGUACAGUAACGAGCUCUACGACAUGGGUAAUCAAAUGCACGUAGUCAAAUACAGAAUUAGGGAGAUGUGAAAGUUUCGCGAGAAUAUUACGAUGCCCGUAUGUGUCUAAUCGGCGCUAAAUCCCCGCGUAAUUCCCAAAUUGCGCGAGUUUAUUAUAAAGUUUAAGUUUUAAUGAAGAAUAUUGCCGGUGCGUAAAUAUUUAUCAUGGGACUCGAGCAAAAAUUAUAUUCUGCUGAACACCUCGAGCGCCGGAGGGAUUAUACAACUUUAUUUAUACAGGGCGAUUACUGUACUUUGGAAUUUGCUCGAUACUGGAUUAUUUUGUUGAAAGACAUUUACAUAGGUAUAUUAUUUUAUUUAAUUCGAGAGUACGUUUACAAUUCAACCGAACAUAAUCACAUAUAACAAAUAUACAAUUUCAUUGUGUAGCUCUACAUGCUUAAUAUAAAAUAAAAUUAUAGUGUUUCCUACAUGGAUUACAUUUAUUAUGCAUUGUGAUUACCGUAAGUAACGAAAUAUCCGAUGGUAGAAUGUAAUAAACUAAUAUUAAAAAUACACAAUCCUGUGAAUCAUACUGAUACUUAUAACUUAUAACAUACAGCUUUGCACAAUGUAAUAAAAUUUAAUCAACUAUUUAUGAUCUAAUAUCGAUACUAUCGAUAUUAAUUUUAAUAGCUCUCCUUUUUAAUGGGGUAUUGAAUUGAAAGUGGGUGGAUACAUUACUAAAAAUAAUCAAAUAAAAAGGGACUUGAAAGGUAUAAAUGAUAUAGAUAAAAAUAUGAAACAAUAGAUUUAUAGAUGAAACAAUGAUGUACAUUAUGCGAAGCUGAAGAAUACAGUAAUUGAAAUUAUAUUUAGAGGAAACAAGGACCGACAUUAUUUUUUGUUGAAACAAAUUGCAUAUCCUUAGAUAUUCUUCCUACUUUUACUUGCACUCUUUAUACGCCGCGAAAAGCGUGUUUUUCUUAGUCAAAAAAGAAAAUAUUCUGUUUAAUUUUACAUAAAUUUAGGCCAAACUCACACUUAACAAUCCACCAUUUAAAUUUAUUAUUAGCAUUUUUUAAAACCCUAUCAAAACUUAUACCGAAGUAUAGGAGUAGGAAAACUCUAUAUCCUACACCUAAUAUACAUUUCAAUAAGGUUACUUUGCCUGUAACUUGAAGGAAUAAUCUGAAAAGUUUCACACCUCGCUGUGUGUUAGGAUUAUCAUACUUAUUACACACGGAAAAAAGUGGCAUUUUCGAACAUUUUCUUUUUGACAAAAACAUAUUGAACUCUCUCUGUAGGGUGACUAAAAGAACUGGGGAGAAUCAUAUACAUUGAGCCCUUACACUUGUAUAAGAUUCGUCGAAUUAGCCGCAUUUUAAUUGCAAUUAUAAAAUGCGGUUAAUAAAUUGUUUGCAAUUUACACAGGAGCUCGAGAAACACCGCAAAUGCGUCGAGAAAUGUUGGUAAUUUGCGCGUUUAUCGAUCGAAAUUCAUAUUUGUUAUAGUUCUGAUAUAGGAAAAAUUAUUUCUAGUUAUUUUUCUCAAGAGGAUAUGACCAAAGUUAUAGUACAUUCCAAAUUCAGUCGAAAUUUUCACCUAAACUGUGUCGAAUUUCAGAUAUUUCUCUAAGGCUUUCUGUUUCCACGGAUUUUGAAUUGUACUAUACGCAUCUAAUUACAAGGCUUAUGACAACAUUUACUUGAAACAUUCAUAAAACACGAAGAGAACGAAAUCAAUUGCAAUGUCACCUGAAGGAAUGUAAUACAAUUUUUAUCUUUUUGGUCAAUUUCGUUUACAAAUACUACUACAAUAUUCUUCUUCUAAAUAGGAUGAAGGACAUUCGAACGUAUCAUAAAAUACAUUUGAUAUAUUAAUAAUUGUUGUUCGCUCUGAACGCGGCCCGGCCGAUUAAAACGACGUCUUUCCGAAGAUGAAGUUGCCCGGGUCGGAUGGAUUUUCCGAAAUGAAGAACUGCUUCCACAGCUCCUCGAAUUGCUGCGAACUGACGCUCGGCUGGCCCUAAAACCGAAUAUCCCAUUGAUCCCAUUGAUCCCAUUGAUCCCAAUAAAUGAAAAAAAACAUACCUGCGCCAUCUUCUGGAAAGCCUGUCUGCACUCCUGCGGGUCCAGCCCGUAGCAGGAGCACACUCCGGUGAAUUCGUCGAUGUCGAUGGCGCCGUCGCCGCUCGAGUCCUCCAUUUCGAACAUAAAUCUCAUGUACUGCACCUGCCAGUCCAGCGGGUUUUCCGAGUCUUUGGAAAAUUCGUCCCACAUCGUCGCCCACUCUUCGACGCUCA
Phyllotreta striolata is the source of this 3267-nucleotide messenger RNA. NCBI's taxonomy places the organism in Eukaryota, Metazoa, Arthropoda, Insecta, Coleoptera, Chrysomelidae. The record is from the annotation of a GenBank genome assembly.